AUGACGGGUAUGGUGGCACUUGAGUUAUCGGUUCUGGGUAGGUCUGUUGUUAGCGCAAAAGCCUCAAACUUGAAGAGAUAUGGUCAAAAAUCAAACCUUUCUGGUAGACUUCUCUCAAGAGCUGAGCUGCACUGCCCUGUGUUGUCUAAAAACUCCAGUUUGAGUUUUAGAUUUAGACGAAGUUGUGAACUUAGCAGCUACAGAAGUAGUCGCUUUAUGCUGUUUAGCUCGAGUCAAUGUCACGAUGGGAGUCAGCAGAGUUCGGAUUCUGGGGGAAAAGAGCUGGAGUUGAUUAAGGUUUUGCUGAAGCGUGGGAUUGUUAUAGGAGCUGUGGUGUGUGGAGUUUAUUUAUAUGGAUGUCAGAAGGUGUUGGCAUCAAGCGGUGUGGUGGAAACAGGGUAUGAGGUGUUUGGUCAGAGCUUAGUAUUGUUCAAGAAUGCUUUGCCGAAGAUUUACCAGGUUCUUAGGGUUCUUAGAGAGCAAGGUCUGAUAUUGGCUGCACUGCUCAGCCUCUCAGCGUUCUUCUCUAUGGCAGAGACGUCCAUUACCACUCUGUGGCCUUGGAAGGUGCGUGAGCUGGCUGAGAAAGAGCCAGAGAAUGGUGUAUUCAGAAUGCUCCGUAGUGAUGUUACCAGAUUCUUGACGACUAUUCUUAUUGGAACAACUGUUGUGAAUAUUGCGGCAACUGCCCUGGUCACUGAAGCAGCAACAGCUAUAUUUGGGGAAGCUGGUGUUAGUGCAGCCACUGGACUGAUGACGGUGGCUAUAUUACUCCUGACUGAGAUUACUCCAAAAAGUGUUGCGGUGCACAAUGCUCAAGAAGUUGCAAGGAUUGUGGUCAGGCCAGUGGCGUGGCUUUCCUUAGUAUUAUAUCCUGUCGGAAGAAUUGUCACAUAUCUGUCAAUGGGAAUACUGAAAAUUCUUGGUUUAAAAGGACGGAGCGAGCCAUAUGUUACUGAAGAUGAGUUGAAGCUGAUGCUACGGGGUGCAGAGUUAAGUGGCGCCAUUGAAGAAGAGGAGCAGGAUAUGAUUGAAAAUGUGCUGGAGAUCAAAGAUACACAUGUUCGAGAGGUGAUGACUCCUCUUGUUGAUGUAGUUGCAAUUGACGCCAGCGGCAGUCUAGUUGAUUUCCAUAGCAUGUGGGUGACCCAUCAGUACUCGAGGGUGCCUGUUUUUGAGCAGCGUAUAGAUAAUAUAGUGGGAAUUGCAUAUGCUAUGGAUCUUCUAGAUUAUGUUCAGAAGGGUGAUCUGUUAGAAAGUACUUCUGUGGGAGACAUGGCACAUAAACCUGCUUACUUUGUCCCCGAUUCAAUGUCAGUUUGGAAUCUUCUUAGAGAAUUUCGCAUAAGAAAGGUUCACAUGGCUGUUGUCCUUAACGAAUAUGGUGGAACCAUUGGUAUAGUAACUCUUGAAGAUGUGGUGGAAGAGAUUGUUGGUGAAAUAUUUGAUGAAAAUGAUUCGAAAGAGGAGAUUCAGAAGAAAACAGGGUAUAUUGUGAUGAGAGACGAGGGGGUAUACGAUGUUGAUGCUAAUACAUCAAUUGAUCAGCUAUCUGAAGAAUUGAAUAUAAAGAUGCCAGAGGGGAUUCAGUAUGAGACAGUCUCAGGCUUUGUGUGUGAGGCCUUUGGGUAUAUCCCAAAAACGGGAGAAAGUAUAAAGGUUGUUCUUGAAAAGGAAAACUGGGAAGAGCAUGGUGAAGACGAGGAAGGUAACAAACAGGAGAAGCAGGAUCCGAAGGAAAAACACCAAAUCUAUAGAGUUGAGAUUCUAGCAGGAAAUGCAAGAAAAGUGAGUGCUGUCAGGUUUGAAAGAGUCAACGACAUGGAUCAAGUGUCGGAGGCAAAGGAUGUAAGAAGCAUGGUUCCUAAGUUUGUGAGGAAAUGGAGCAGCGAAGAGGAUGAUGGGAACUCAUCGUACCAAGAAAAACCCGAGGAUGCCGUCUCAGAUGAAGAACAUGUAUUGGCUGAUAACAGCAACAAACAACAUUGACAUUGAGAAAACAGUUUUUUUUUUUUUUCAGUUUGAAAAGGAAAGAGGAACAAAAACAGACAUUAGGGAUGUCAAAGCUCUUUAACUCAAAAUAAGAAGUAAGCUCACAAAUACAAGAAGCUUUCUUCUUAUCUUUCAAUGUAAUAAUCAUGAGAAAGUAUGAUUGGUUUGAUCAUGUGAAUGUUCUUGCUGCCACUGAUAAAUGCUGAAUACAGUUUUUAUUGGUACAAAUCGAACAUUAGGUGAUGAGUUUUUAAUGUUAUUGUUC
This is a messenger RNA of Eruca vesicaria subsp. sativa (arugula), 2257 nucleotides long. NCBI's taxonomy places the organism in Eukaryota, Viridiplantae, Streptophyta, Magnoliopsida, Brassicales, Brassicaceae. The record is from the annotation of a GenBank genome assembly.